Messenger RNA from Pelmatolapia mariae (spotted tilapia), 1031 nucleotides. RefSeq names its product solute carrier family 51 subunit beta. Lineage: Eukaryota; Metazoa; Chordata; Actinopteri; Cichliformes; Cichlidae. Gene Ontology annotation, molecular function: protein heterodimerization activity; transmembrane transporter activity. Gene Ontology annotation, biological process: bile acid and bile salt transport. Gene Ontology annotation, cellular component: plasma membrane. The record is from RefSeq and is a predicted model, not a curated record. The coding region runs from base 60 to 1004 and encodes 314 amino acids. The transcript is spliced from 5 exons.
UAUUGUACAACUUCUAUUGAGUGUUCUGAAAGAAUCACCUUACUCUGUCUUUUUUAGAUAUGUUUGAUGCCAGGAUCUUACUGUUGCUGUUCCUGUCUGGGACAAGAGCAUUCAUGAUCCACAACACCCAGCACAACCUGUGUCUGGAAGGUUCAGCAGAUACAGGUGAAGUCCAAUUGAAGACGUGCAACCUAGACUCUGAAUAUCAGCAGUGGAUUUGGAUCAGUCGGGACAUGCUGAUGUGUGUCGCAUCAUCUAGGUGUCUGUCAGCCCAGCACAAAGGGCCAGUGCACACCCAGGAUUGCCAUGGACCCGAGGCGGAUGCUGCUUGGUUAAUAUGGGACUGUGACAGGGACCAGCUGAUCAGUAGAAAGCUAUCAAUGCUUCUGUCACACAAUGGCCAGCGUGCGAUCCUCGUACAAUACAGCAAACACCCAAAGUGGAGAUCUCUGGAUCAGGGGGACAUCUGCCAGGAAAGACUCAGACAUAGGAGAGCUUCUGACGAUUCGACGUACGAGGAUGAAGAGCAAACAGGAGAGCUGACAGCUAUGACAAAGGAACAAAGAGAGUAUCUACGUUGGUUCUACCGCACAGAGGACCCAACCACAUGGACAUUUGUACUGCUGGGACUGGCCUUUGUCUGCCUUCUUGUUGGUUUUCUUCUGUUGGGAAUGGGAGCCAUGGCAAAUAAGAGCAGGAAGAAGAUAGCUGAGUACAAGGCUGCAACAUCUCUGCUUCAGAAAAAUGAAGAUCAGGAGCUGCUCAAAGAAAACAGCACACACCCAGCAUCAGACAUGCCACUGCAGGGAAACAAGCCUCACAUGUCCAACAGUGACACAAGCGAGCAGAGCAAUGCGGGAAAUAUUGUGGGCACAUGGAAAGAUGGCAACACCUCCUGCCUGUACCCAGAUCCUGCGGUGGAAGAGAAACAGGAGGAAGAGAAAAAAGAGAAGAUGACAGCUGCUGAGCUCAACUCUCCAAUUGAAGUGAAGAUUAUGAGCUGAAGAGGUCAUAGUGAAUACCAGUGGGAG